GUGUGGAGUCACUGAUCUGUACUUCUGAACAAACUCACUGGCAGAGAAUUAGUGGUUGGAUACACAAUCUCACACUGAUAUGACACGGCAAAGAGGACUCACACUGUACAUGCGAUGUCUGUUUGUCUUGUUUGUUGUUGAGACUCAAGUUUCCUGUGUGGAAUUAACUGUAAUUAAUUGCACCCCCAAUAAUACACUGUAUAAACAAGUUGAAAAUGCCCUUUGGAGUAAAAACAUACGCCCUGUUGCACAUCCAAGCGAUGUUCUAACUGUGAAACUAGGCCUUACUAUUGCGGGAAUCCCGGAUGUGAGUGAAAAGGACCAGGUCAUGACAGUAUUUAUGAUAUUAACAAUUGACUGGUUAGUACCGUUUCUGAAGUGGGAUAUCAAUACGUGUGGAACAGAGAAAAUCUCAUAUCCAGUGUCUGAUCUGUGGCUGCCGGAUAUAGAAAUUAAAGAGUUAAUGGAUAAAGACAGUAAGCAGAGCAUUCCCUACCUACAGAUAAAUUACACUGGAGGGCUUCAUUUAGUCAAAGUCAAAAGAGUUCCUGUUUCGUGUCAGUUGAAUAUCUACAGGUUUCCGUUUGAUGUCCAGGAAUGCUCAAUUACUUUCCUUUCCCUCAUUCAUGAAGAAGAUGAAAUGAUCCUAACUUCUAAAUCAGUGGAAUUUUCUACAAAGUCAUCUGUAGGUUCUGAUUCGGGAUGGAAACUCGAAAAUUUGGCAAGCCGUAAUUACACUUAUACUCUUACCAGCAAACGGUCUUUUUCUUGUCAGGAGUACAAUCUAACCCUUAGACGUGAGGCCAGUCUCUAUGUGGUGAACCUCCUUGUCCCCAGCUGUUUCCUGAGUCUGUUAGACCUGUGCAGUUUCAUCUUGCCUCCUCAAAAUAUGGAUCGCUCCGCUUUCAAAAUGACCCUUAUCCUCGGCUACACUGUCUUUCUGAUCAUCACUAAUGUUCUGCCUAACAGUGUCUACCCUACUCCUCUAAUAAAUGUGUUUUUUUCUCUCAGCUUGGGGCUGAUGGUAGCCAGCCUUUUGGAGACAAUGUUAAUUGUUAACCUCAGUAACUUCCCAAACAAAUACCCCAAAGUACCCCGUUGGGUGCAUGUUCUCAUUCUGGACUUCUUGGGACGCCUCCUAUUCAUAUCCCACAAAUGCCCUGAUGCUCAAGUGGAAGUGGUUUUAAACUCAUAUGCAAAAGGGAAUCCAGACAUAACAGCAAUGAUGUUUUCUCACACUGGAGAAAACGAAGGGAUGGAGGGUUCUGCAGUUGUGAAUGAGCUGAAGAAAGUGGCCCAAGACUUGCUGACAAUUCGACUGAGGGUGGAAGAACACCUGAGACCCAAGCAGGCUGAGAUUGAAUGGAAUCUGAUCGCAAAUGUUAUUGAUCGCUUCUUGUUCCUGAUUUAUAUCCUCUUUGUGAUUGCAAGCUACAUCACUAUAAUUGUCUUAUGGUCCAGUUCCUAAGUGCACUAAUCAAAGUAGAAAAGGAGGAACAUGUAAAGUUAUAAAUCAAAAAUUGGUUCAAACAUUUCUUCAACUUUGAAUAAGGGUUUAUUAUUAACUAUAAGGAAGCAGCAUUAAAAAAUUUAAAAGCACAUUUCUUUAUUACAUUUAUUGAUAAUCGAAUAAAUAAAAGCUAUUUUGGAGUUGAUUAUUUUCCAAUAUUAAUAACAUCCUGAUGUUUUGUUAUUAGUGUAACUACUCUUGUUAACUUACCUUACAAAUAUUUUAUAUUACACUAUACAGACAAAAAUAUUAGGACACCUGAAUUUUCCAGACAUAUGUGUCUUUAUCAAACUUUCGCUAAACUGUACAGGACGUCUCUGGAGUGUAGUAGCAAUACAUUUUCCCUUUACCUAAACUAGGAAACCCAAAUUUGCACCAGCAAGACAAUGCCCUUGUGCACCAUGAAAACUUGAGUGGAAGAUCUUGAUUGGCCUGCUAAUGAGCUCUGACCUCAAAUGCAUUAAAUACUUUUAAGAUUAAUUGAAACACUGACUGCACCCCAGGCCUCCUUGUUACUAAAGCUUUUGUGGCUGAAUGAUCACAAAUCUCCAUAACCUUUCACCCAAAUCUCAAAAAACAGCAAUUCGGGACUAGAUGUGGAAUUAAAUGUUCAAAAAGCACACGUCACCAAACUUUUGUCCAAAUAGUGUAUAUACACCUAUGAUAUUAGUAUGUUUCUUUUUUACCAGUCUCUCUUUUUCAUCUUACUUGAAAUUAAUGACGUAAAUA
Messenger RNA from Silurus meridionalis, 2239 nucleotides. RefSeq names its product 5-hydroxytryptamine receptor 3A-like. Gene Ontology annotation, molecular function: neurotransmitter receptor activity; extracellular ligand-gated monoatomic ion channel activity; transmembrane signaling receptor activity. The record is from RefSeq and is a predicted model, not a curated record. Gene Ontology annotation, biological process: regulation of membrane potential; signal transduction; chemical synaptic transmission. NCBI's taxonomy places the organism in Eukaryota, Metazoa, Chordata, Actinopteri, Siluriformes, Siluridae. Gene Ontology annotation, cellular component: membrane; neuron projection; synapse.